GCCGCUGCAGCCAUGGAGGAGCCCGCGGGGGCCGCGCCGCCGCCCGGCCUGCGCUCGCUCCUGCCGCCCCGGGAGCUGCUCCGCUCCCGCAAGGGCCAGCUGCUCCUCGCCGAGGCGGUGUUGUCAUUUAUCACCUUCCUCUGCUACAUUGCAUCUCUAGCUGCCUCUUUCAUGACGGCACCACUCCUGGAGUUUCUGCUGGCACUCUUUGUUCUCUUUGCCUACACCAUCAAACUGAACGAGAAGUUUAAAAGACUGCACUGGCUGCUGAAGGACUUCCUGCGCUGUGUCACUGCUGCCAUCAUUUACUUUGCCAUUUCCAUUGCUGCUGUCUCAAAAUACAGCGACGGAGCAUCCAAAGCGGCAGGAGUGUUUGGCUUUGUGGCCACCAUCGUGUAUGCCAUUGACUUCUACCUAAUCUUCAACGACCUGGUGGCUUUUCUCAAGCAAGGCAGUUCUGAUGCCCCUGAAGAGCACAAGUCAGAAGAUGAGAACUCUGAUUCUGACUCAGACUGAAGAACCAAAGACCAGCCAAGUGUGAAGGGAAGAUGAUCAAGGACUUUCCUCUGCUGAAUGCACUGCCAGCUGAAGCAUCUCCCUCACUGUGGCCUUGGCAUCCUCUGCCCACCUUGCUGCCUAUGGAAUCACCAGAGCACAGACAGGGCAGUGAUGUGGGACAGCAAACAAUUCCCAGUGCCAGCAGACACUCCUCAGAACUACAGAUUCUGCCCCACAGGUCUGUAUCCAAACAGCACAUCUCAGUUCUCCAUUGUCCCUCCUUGCUCAGCACAAGGUCCUGAGUCCUGGGGGAGGUGGUAUUUAGACACAUUAAGUAGAGCCUUAAUAUGCUUUCUUCAUUCCAAGUCUUUUAACACUUAGAGCUUUUGUACUGCCUGCUGUGCCAAAGAAGAGAGGCUUGGAGUGCCUCCACUUCAACUGUAUUUUCCUGAAUUACCUAACAGUAUUUCUUGACCUGAAGUCUGACUGUUCCACUCUCCCAAGCACUCAAGGUGUAGGUUGUAGCUAACCUGUUGGUUUCAAUACAUUUACAUCUCCUGCCUACCUGCAACAAGAAAAAGUGACAACUGGAAACCUGCAGCAAGAACAAAGCUCAGGAGUGUCCUUGUGCCACAGGCUGGCUGGCUCAUCAUUCAUUAUCACUUCUGCAAGCUGCUGGGAUGGGCUCACAUCCCAUCUUCUGCAAUUUCCAUCCCAAAUAGGAGGUAGAUCAUCAUCUUAGCCGCCCCCUUCCUACCAUUUGCAUGGAAGCCCUUGCAUGUGUUUGCAGACACAGGCAAGGGAGGUUUGCCAAAUAGCAGCUAACAGCACCUGCCCAGCCAAGCCUGCAGGUACCACAGCAGCACUGCUACAGGUACAGACAGCAUUGUGUCCUGCUCUGUGUUGCAAACCCUGGUGCAGGAAGGGGAACAGUGCUGGAUUCACAAACCAGAGCUGCUUCUGUAAAACUCAGGAUACCUGGGCCCCAGGAGGGCAACACAUCCUUCCCACUGUGAAAAAGCAAACCACCAACCUCCAGACUAAAGGACGGCUGCAAGGGAAUUCACUUGCCCAGCCCCCCUGCUUUGGUGCAUUUUGGGUUGAUUCUUCCCCCUGGAAGGACAUUGCAUAGAAUUGUGUCAGCUGGAAAAGACCUGGGCAGCCUGCUCUAGGUGUCCCUCCUAGCUGCAGGAAGGGUGGGCAAGAUGACCUUUGAGGGUCCCUUCCAACCCAAUGCAAUCCGUGAAUCAUCCAGUCCAACCAUCAACCCAACACCAGCGUGGCCAACAAACCACGGCCUCACCCUGCUGGAACAGCUCUGGGGAUGGGGGCUCAGGGCUGGGGGCUCUGGUGGCAAACUCUUCUGAAUUUCCAAGAAGGCAUUCUGAUGGAUAGCACAAGCUACCUUGCAAUACUGCUGCCCACCUACGAACACAAACUGCUUGGCAAAGGCAGGGCAUGCUCCUCAUGCAUGGCACCAGGCAGGCCUGUUCCAAAGAAAGCUGGAGAUGCUUCCAACAAAACACAGAGCACCAGCAGAGGCCUCAGCAAACAGCAACUGUCAUCAGAGCAGGAGGUAGCAACAGAGGGGCAGAAUUGCCCCCUGGGUUCCAGUUCCCUGCCAGCAGCUGGCUGCUAAGGGCAGAGCCUGGUUCCUCCUCACAGCCAGCAGGUGCUUGGGAAGGUGCUGGUCAGGGUCAGAGUUGUUUACAGGCAGCUCCUACAUCUCCUGUUUCCAGACCACUGAGGGAACAAAAGCCAAAGAAAUGGCUGCUUUCAAAUGUGACAAAUCAUCUUUGCUUUUGUGAGGCAGAGCUCUAGGGACCUUUUCCUCUCAAAUUCCGCCUUUUUUCCUUCUCUGUUGUCAUAUUUUACUGACAGGCACUGUGAUGCCAGGGGACCUGGGCUCAGUUUCAUAUUCCAUUGGUUUGUAUUUCUCUUUUUUUAAUUAAUUAAAACAUGUACUGCAUGUCACGGCUGCAAACUAGAGCAUGGGUUAGAAACCAUGGUGGAUUAAAGCUCUUUUAACAGAA
Molecule: messenger RNA, 2531 nt
Organism: Pogoniulus pusillus (Red-fronted tinkerbird)
Lineage: Eukaryota; Metazoa; Chordata; Aves; Piciformes; Lybiidae
Gene: CMTM3
Product: CKLF like MARVEL transmembrane domain containing 3
Exons: 5
Coding region: 13-516 (167 amino acids)
Cellular component (GO): membrane
Source: RefSeq, a predicted model, not a curated record